This is a messenger RNA of Drosophila willistoni, 2479 nucleotides long. RefSeq names its product facilitated trehalose transporter Tret1. Bases 196 to 2406 code for a protein of 736 amino acids. Gene Ontology annotation, biological process: transmembrane transport. The record is from RefSeq and is a predicted model, not a curated record. Gene Ontology annotation, cellular component: membrane. The transcript is spliced from 7 exons. Gene Ontology annotation, molecular function: transmembrane transporter activity. Lineage: Eukaryota; Metazoa; Arthropoda; Insecta; Diptera; Drosophilidae.
AGUCAAAGUCAGGUGUUAACAAUGAAUAAUUAUAAUGAAAAUUAGAAUUGAUACUUAGCCAAGUCAGCAGCAGUAGCAGCAGCAGCAGCCAGUGAAAACGUUAAACAAACUAUUAAUAACUAGACAGAACUCGACACUUGAACAAGCAGUCAAAACUAAAGAUAAACGCCGAGUGCAAGUGCCGCAUUUGCCACAAUGUUGAAUGGCAAUGGCAAUGGCAAGUCAACGGCAACAACAGUUGCUGCAAACGCUGAAAAAAAUGGAUCUGUGAACGAUCGUCCUUUGUUUAUGCUAAAUGGCCAUAACAAUAACAAUAUUAAUCGUCGCACUUCGGCGAUCGUUAACGAUGUGGAAGUUAGUAAUUUUCGACGGGCCUUACCACAGUUUAUAGCUGUUAGUAUUAAGAACAUAUUGCUUUUCGGCUAUGGCAUGACUUUGGGUUUUCCCACAAUUGUGAUACCAGCCAUUCAAGGUGGUGAAGGACGAAGCGAUCCCAAUAGUGACAUAGUUCUUAACAAAGAUGAAAUAUCGUGGUUUAGUUCGAUAAAUUUGAUUUGCGUGCCAUUGGGUUGUCUCUUCUCAGGUUUGUUCACCCAGCCUCUGGGUAAACGGAGGGCUAUGCAGUUUGUCAAUCUGCCGAUGCUGGCUGCCUGGUUAAUGUUUCACUUUUCAACGCGUACGGAGCAUUUGUAUGCGGCUUUAUGCUUGGCUGGUCUCGGCGGCGGUUUGAUGGAGGCGCCGGUGCUUACCUAUGUGGCCGAGAUCACUGAGCCCAAGUAUCGUGGCAUUCUAUCGGCCUUGGGUACCACAUGUGUCAUCACUGGGGUCUUUGUGCAAUUCAUUCUAGGAUCCCUAAUGGAUUGGCGUAGUGUGGCAGCUGUAAGUGCCGCCUUUCCCGUCAUCACCAUGUGCGCCUUGUGUUUUGUCCCGGAGAGUCCUGUGUGGCUAAUCAGGGAGCAGCGUUUUCGUGAGGCAGUCAAAUCCCUGCAAUGGCUUAGAGGCUGGGUGCCCGAACACAAGAUUGAGGCAGAAUUCAAUCAGCUUUACGAUGAGCUGAUUACCAAAAAAGCCUUGGAGCAGGCAGCAGAUGGCAUAACACCCGGAGAAAGCCGUACGUUUAAGAAUCGUUUCCGUAUGUGGAGGAAACGAAGUUUUCUGGUACCCUUCAUGUUGGUCUCCUUUACAUUUUUCACUGGCCACUUCUCGGGCAAGACUCCGCUCCAGACAUACGCUGUGCAGAUCUUUCAUACGUUAAAGGCUCCAAUGAACAAAUAUCAUGCCACUAUUCUGUUGGGAGUGGCUGAAAUGUUGGCCACCAUAAUGGGUGUGAUACUUAUUCAUUUUACUGGGAAGAGACCAUUGGUUCUAGUUUCUACUGUGGGCACAGGAUUGUGCUUCUUUGGCACUGCGACCUAUGCCCAUUUUCUAAAUGAUGUGCCCGGCUUUACGGUCAAUAAUGUGGUAGUCAAUGCCUCAGCCAUACUGCCCAAAGAGAAUGUUCUAUCGCAGGCGAAUAUAUCGAAAAUAUUUGAGAAUGAACAACAGGCCAUCCGGAGGGAGGAAGAGGCGAGAAUGGAGACCACAUUGUUACCAGAUGAAAUGGAGACAACUACUUUGUUUGACAUAGAGCGUAUAAAACGUGACAUUGAAGAAACCACAACCGAACCGCAUUGGGGGGAGGAGGUGGAGUUAACCACAUUGUUACCUAUUAUGAGCAGCAGCACCGCAAAGCCAUUACCGAGCUCAUCCCCGACGUCGGAUAAGCCACCAAUUGUGCAGGAAAUAUUAUUAAAAGUGCCCAAACAGGAGCACAACUAUUUGGUGUGGGUGCCAUUGAUUCUUUUGCUGCUGUCUGCCUUCUUCUCACAUCUGGGCAUACGUAUGAUACCAUGGAUAUUAAUUGGUGAAGUCUUUCCCGCCGAGAUACGCAACAGUGCCUCGGGUUUUGCUGGUGGAGUGGGUUAUAUAUUUGGUUUCCUGUCCAAUAAACUAUUUCUAUCCAUGGUAGGCGCCCUAACCUUGCCGGGAACCUUUGCCUUUUAUGCCAGUGUGGCGUUUUUUGGCACCAUAGUUUUAUACUUUGCUUUACCCGAAACCGAAGGACGUUCUCUGGGAGAAAUUGAAGCACAUUUUUCAAAGAAAUCCGAGAUGAAUUUGUUUCAUAAGCAAGCAGCUCUCAAGUCCCCGAAGUCAACAACUAUGGAGCAGAAUCAAACGCCGGCGAAUGUCAUCAAUAUGGAUAAUUUGCAGAACCUUCAUGUGCCCAUCAGUUCUCAGCAGCAGGCAAAGAUCAUUCAUUUGCAGCAAAGUGACUUUGCGCCACGAUCACAGGAUCAGAACGGGGCAAGAGCUGCAGGUGGUUCCACCAAUUUGGCAUUUGAGGAGCACAACACAACGCAUCUGUAAUACUUUCCACUUCCAUUCCAGUGAUAUUUGCGAACAAUAAACUUAAAAUAUUUAGUUGUACAGUAACAGUAAA